This is a messenger RNA of Osmia bicornis bicornis, 2085 nucleotides long. It is a transcript of the gene rtet, whose product is annotated as major facilitator superfamily domain-containing protein 10. Lineage: Eukaryota; Metazoa; Arthropoda; Insecta; Hymenoptera; Megachilidae. The transcript is spliced from 7 exons. Gene Ontology annotation, molecular function: transmembrane transporter activity. The coding region runs from base 637 to 1959 and encodes 440 amino acids. Gene Ontology annotation, cellular component: brush border membrane. The record is from RefSeq and is a predicted model, not a curated record. Gene Ontology annotation, biological process: transmembrane transport.
AUGUUUAUAUUAAUGUUUUGAUUUGUAAUCAAUUGCUAUUAACUUAUUACUUCGAUAUUAAAAUAUUAUAAAGAAACUCUGUAAUCGCGUCACAAAUUAUAAGUAUGUACAACCCCUUUUUUUAAAAAAAGAUUUUAUAUUUUGUAAGAAGAUGAAAAGAAAAAUGUAGUAGGUAUUUAUAAUACGUCGAACGCAAUCUGUUUUGAAUGAUAAAGAAUAUAUAUAACGUAUGUAACAAAACAUAUUGUACCGGUAAUAAAAUAGAUCUCUUUCUUAUUGAUUGUAGGAAUAGUCGGUAAGAAAUUACCAAAAUGGAUUACGCACACGUAUGCAAAGAAAAGUAGGCCGUAGGCACCUCCGACCAUACCCCUUUCACUUUUAAGAACUAUUCCUCCAAAUUGCUUACGAUGGCACAAGUAGAAAGUAUUUCGUUUAAGCUGCUUCCAUUUCCAAAAGAAUUAUUGUUCAUUUAUUUGUGCAAAGUACCAAAGUGAAAGAUAUUUGAAAUAUUAACUAUGCAAUUAAUUGAGAUUAAAUGGUCCAUUUAGAGGACCAUAUUAUAUAUUUUAAUCUAAAAUAUUUUUUAAAGGUUUGAUAUCUCCAUACUCAAUCGUUUUUUGUAAUAAACAAGAAUUAAUGAUGGCCAAGAUAAAAGACAAUACCAUUCAGGUAGUGUUUAUUUCAUUAAUUUUGGAUCUUUUGGCAUUUACUAUGAUACUACCACUUCUACCAGCUUUAUUAGAUUAUUAUAAGGAAAUAGAAAGUGAUGAGAGUAUGUACUUUAAAAUCUUGCGUUACAUACAAAGUACAAGAAAAUUUUUUGAUGCACCUGAUAAGGUCAACACAGUACUUUAUGGAGGCUUUCUUGGAUCUAUGUAUUCAUUUCUACAAUUUUUGGGUUCACCAAUUGUAGGAGCAUUAUCAGAUAUAUAUGGAAGAAAACCAUUGAUGAUGUUUUGUUUAAUAGGAAUAACAAUGUCUUAUUUAUUAUGGGCACUUUCGUGUAACUUUACUAUAUUUGUGCUAGCCAGAUUUGUCGGUGGUAUUAGUAAAGGAAAUAUUAGUUUAUCAAUGGCUAUUAUCAGUGAUGUUACAUCACCAAAAACAAGGGGAAAAGCAAUGGCACUUGUUGGUAUAGCUUUUUCUAUUGGUUUUGUUGUGGGUCCUAUGAUAGGGGCAUUUUUUGCAUGGAUUUCAAGUAAUAACAGAGAAGGAGCUUGGUAUAUAAUACCUGCUAUAUUUGCUCUUUUUUUAGCAAUAAGUGAUUUAUGUUUUGUUCUUUGUAAUUUAAGAGAAUCUUUACCAUUGGAACAUAGAGCAAAGAGUCUAAUAUCUGGUGUAUCUGGAAUUACUAUUUAUGUCAAUCCUAUAGAUUUAUUUCAAUUUAAUGGAGUAUCUGGUCUAAAUUUACAAGACAAAAAGAACUUAAAAACAUUGGGUUGUGCAUACUUCGUGUAUUUAUUCAUCUAUAGUGGCUUGGAAUUUACCUUAACUUUCUUAACUCAUUAUUUGUUUGAAUUUACAAGCAUGCAACAAGGAUGGAUGUUUCUGGGAAUUGGAUUAGUUAUGGCAAUUUUGCAAGGAAGUUGGGUACGAACAAUUCCAUCCAAUAAAACAAAGUCUGCUGCAGAAUUGGGCUUAUGGUUAACAGUUCCAGCAUUUAUUUUUGUAGGUUUGGCCACUGAUGUAUUAACAUUAUCUAUUGGAUUACUUCUCUUUGCAAUUUCAACUGCCAUGGUUGUCACUUGUAUGAUGACACUUGUAACACGUAUUGGACCUGAUAAUCAAAAGGGUACAAUAACUGGUGUUUUUCGAUCUUUGGGAGCAUUGGCUCGGGCUUGUGGACCUAUUGUAGCUUCUAUAGCUUUUUGGUGUAUUGGUAGUAAAGCUACAUAUCUUACUGGCGCUGUAUUUCUUAUAUUUCCACCUAUUAUCCUUCAAAGGGUAAAAUUACUUUGAAUAACAGUAUUUGUAUAAGUAUUUACAAAUUUAUAUUUCAGAAGUAUUUUUAGAUUCUUAACAAGAUUUUUGAUGUACCUUAUAAGUAUUUGAGAAAGUAUUUUUAUAUAUUUAUUGUAUUAUGUU